AUGAGUUCGCCUAAGACAACGGAACCAACUCUGCCCAUCCAUCACGAUUCUGAAGUUGCUGAUUAUGAUGAUGGGGAUGUUACUAGGAGAAAUGAGGAGGAGGCGGCCGCAGCGACUGGCACUGAGGCCCAAUUCGAAGUUACUGUAUCACCUAUGGAGUUCAACAAGCUGUUCAGAUCAGGAUCAAUGACGAUUGAGGAUCAAGGCGUUACAGUGAGUGUAACAGACCCACAGACUAAGCGUGCUGGGCCUGCGGGUAUACAUAAGAUUACUACCUAUGCUGUCACUGUAACUGGUGCCUCUGGUGUCAGUAGUAAUACUCGGAAGAGGUAUACGGACUUCACAGUUCUCCGGGAAGAACUGGUCCGGUCGCUUCCGGGUAUGUUUGUACCUCCGUUGGCCAGUAAGAGCCAAUUCCAUGUCCUAUUGAAGCAGCCAACCACUGCCGUUAUGAACCAGAUUAAGCCUACUGAUCGUGUUAUUGAGGCCAGAAGGCAGUCUCUCGAGGAGUUUCUCACCAGAUGCUGUGCCCGUCCAUGGCUUCGCAACUCCCCUAUUAUGGCGGCCUUUCUCUCGACACAAGAGAAUACAUAUGAGACAGCGAAGAAGGAAUUCGCUAGUAAAUCCAUGGAAAGUUUGAUAGAGGACUUCAAUCGUGCUAUAUACGAUAGGGAGGUCCCUGAAUUCCAAGCGGGCUUACAACGUGAUGUCAGUGCUGCUGUUGAAGGAGGAGAGGAUGAUCAUCAGAAGCAGCAGCAGGAGGAUGGCAGUGGUAGCAAAGAGAAUGAGAAACCAUCAGACGAGGGUGAGAAUGGAGAGGAACCAGAAGAGGGUACUCCAGCAGAGAGCAGUGGAAGUCAGAUUGACGUGAAGCCGUUGUUGACCACUGCCAAGACUUAUCUAGGAGAUCAUAAGUCAGCAUUAAAGAAGUUACUCUCUCAACUGAGUACCUCUGCAGAGAGCUUUAAUAAGGCGACUACUGCUUUGGGUCUAUGCCAUUAUAAACUACAAGAUAUGAAUACUAUCGCUACUCAGGGCGCAGGCCAUGCCUUGUGUGCGGCCGAGAAUGAGAAGGAUAUUGUUAGGGUCAACUUGGCUGAUGCAUUCUAUGAGCAGAAGAAUAUAUUAUCAACUCCAGCGCAGGCAUUCCACUUGGAGUUAUUAGCAUCUGUUAUACAAAGAGAGGUUAUAGAUUGUUCAGCUAUGAUGGAGUCGUUGGAUAAGGUGGUGGAGCUUGGUGAUUCACGUGAUAAACUGAAUGAUAAGAUACGUCAGAAGAAGGGUGGUAGUAGUAGUAAGAAGGGUGGCAUGAGCAGUAUGUUGAAGCACCCUGUGAAGAGCGUCGAAGGUACCUUUAAGACCGCUACUGCAGCUGUUGGAGGUAGCGAAUCUAUGCAGAAGUUGUGUGACCAGAGGGAUAUGGUUGAGGCAUACUACUGGCGUACUGGCUAUAAUGCUACCAUCAUUGAGAUGAAGAAUUUUAUGCACAGCAAGACGGCAGUGUACAAUGAGGUGGCAAAGGAGUUUGUUAAAAGGACUACUGAGACCCAUAAACAAUUAGCUGAGCUUUGGGGUAAGGUUGCAGCCCUGAAUGAGGGAGAACAAGCUGCUGUUGGUCAACCAUCGGAUGGUAAUGAGUGAAUGAUAAGGACUAGCCAGUCGUUGUAGAGGGAUAUCAUCAUUGUCAUCAUUCAUGAGAUUUGCUCAAUUAAACUCAGAAUGUCUGGCUAUCAUUGCCAUUUUAGCAGUUCUCGCUGUUAUAAGGAUUGUUAUUAUAUAUGAUGAUUAUUGGGGGUUCCUACAACUAUUCAAAGGAUAUAGAGUCACCACCUCUGCGGUAUCGACCUUUCAUA
This is a messenger RNA of Perkinsus marinus ATCC 50983, 1853 nucleotides long. RefSeq lists its product as hypothetical. Gene Ontology annotation, cellular component: endosome. The record is from RefSeq and is a predicted model, not a curated record. The transcript has 9 exons. Bases 1 to 1641 code for a protein of 546 amino acids. Lineage: Eukaryota; Perkinsozoa; Perkinsida; Perkinsidae. Gene Ontology annotation, molecular function: phosphatidylinositol binding.